AUGUACUGGGAGGCACUAGGAGGGGACUGUGAGGGGACUGAGAGGCACUGGUCCCUCCCCUUCUCCUCAUUGGCGGCCGAACCCUUCGCCCUGGGGGGGCACCCGGGGGUGGUCCUGGCCCAGCCCUUCGGGGGGGCCUGCACCCUCCUGGAGUGGGACCAAUUGGCCGGACGGUUCCGGGCCCCCACCAUCAUCAACGAGCUCCGCCCCUUCCAGUCCCUCCCCUUCUCCUCAUUGGCGGCCGAACCCUUCGCCCUGGGGGGGCACCCGGGGGUGGUCCUGGCCCAGCCCUUCGGGGGGGCCUGCACCCUCCUGGAGUGGGACCAAUUGGCCGGACGGUUCCGGGCCCCCACCAUCAUCAACGGUUCCUCCCCGGUGGCCUGUCACCCCCUCCAGCUGGGUGGUGCCCUCCUGGUGGUGGUGGCCCAGCUGGGGGGUGGCUCGGCCGUCUGGCGCCGGGCGGGUGGCCCCGGUAGCCCCUUCGUCCGUCUCCAAGCCCUGGGCAACGGUCGCCUACGUCGGCCCCACGCGGUGGCCAGCGCCCGCCUUGGUGGCCACUGGUACCUGGGGGUGGCCGACAGCUCCAAGGGGGGGACCUCCACCCUCUUCCGGUGGGGGGGACGGGGCUUCUACCCCCACCAGUCCCUUCGGCCCUGGCACCGGGACACCCACCUGGAGUUCCUGGAGCUUGGGGGGCAACCGGCCUUGGUGGUCUGCAGCGGGAGCAGGAGGCCCCUGGUCUAUCGUUGGAGGGGGGGUGUCUUCGCCCCCCACACCGACAUCCCCCACGUCCCCGACGUCUACGCGGCCAAGCACUUCCGGCUGCGGGGACACGUCUUCCUCUGCCUCACCCGCUUCCUGGGGGACGCCAAGGUGAUGCGGUGGGAGGGUUCCAUGUUCCGGGAGGUCCAGCAGGUCCCGGCGCGGGGCUCCUUGGUCUUCCAACCUUUGGCUUUGGCCGGCCACCGCUACGUCAUCUUGGGCAACGACUACGCCCCGAGCCGUGUCUACCGUCUGGGAGCCGGUGGCCACCUGGAGCCCAUCCAGGAGCUCCUGACCCCCACCCCCCGGGCCUUCGCCCCCCUGUCCCUUGGCCACCGACACUUUGUGGUGGCCUCCAGCUUCAAGGGGGCCACCCAGAUCUACCGGCACGUCACCGUGGACUUGGGGACUUGAGGGGACAUCACCCGGUGGUGGUGGGUGGGGGUUUGAGGGACAUGGGGGGGGGCAUCAAGGGUCACGUC
Calidris pugnax (ruff) is the source of this 1244-nucleotide messenger RNA. Its product is annotated as leucine-rich repeat LGI family member 4-like. The record is from RefSeq and is a predicted model, not a curated record. The coding region runs from base 1 to 1176 and encodes 391 amino acids. The transcript has 6 exons. Gene Ontology annotation, biological process: neuron maturation; myelination in peripheral nervous system. NCBI's taxonomy places the organism in Eukaryota, Metazoa, Chordata, Aves, Charadriiformes, Scolopacidae.